AUGUACAAUGACCGUCAAGAGGGCACUUUACGAUUUCCGGAAGUUUUAAGAGGAGACUUUGAUGAGAUUCAAUUAAGAGAAAUACCACCAACUCCAAUUGAAUCAAGUUUCGAUGUUGAAAGGAUACCGAGGAAAAGAGCAAAUUCAGCAGUUUCAGCAGUUUCCGAGCUCUCAACACUAUCAGUAACAACAGAUUCUGAGUAUCCUGUGAGGGAAGGUUCACCAUUGCGAAGUUUUUCUAAGGCUAGGGGACGGAGCCUUUCGAAUGAAUCGAGGUAUUCAAUUUUUCCCGUCGAGGCACCAAGACGCAAGUCGACUGCUUCUACGAAGACAACAAGAAUCACUAGAGAGAGGGCGACUUCUAUCGCAGCAUCAGAAUGUUCAACCACUCUCCAUGUACCCGGACACUUGGAGAUUGGAGCUUCAGGAGCCUCAAGAGCUUCGAGAUCCAGCUCUAGCCCUAGUCCACCUUCAAGGUUGCCCUCAAGGUCGAGGGGAUAUUCGAAUCCAGAAUAUAAUAGGACGAUUAGUCUUGAAGUACCAGCACAAACAGGCACAAUUUCAUCGAGACCGAGGGGAUUUUCUCAUUCUGAUUCUCUGACCUCAGCGCGAACAUCUAUUAGUCGAGAUUUUGGCGAUCACAGAAGUCUUCUCAAUAUGGGACAUCUACCACCUGCUGUUUCUGAGAAUGAUCUGAUGGCACAAUUUGAGGACUAUGUAGAUGCAAUCGACGAGGUCCCAGCGAAAAGGAUAACUCUAAGGCGAGUCGCAGCUCCAGCAAAGAAGAAGGAAAGGUGGAUGCAGUUGGUUUUUUCUUUUCAGAAUCCUUCGCGGGAAAAGCCGAACAAAUCGGAAGAGGAGACCAAAGGUCCUGAUGAAGCUGGAGCUCAUCACUGGAAAAGCCAAUCUUCCGUUUUAACAGCCCUUAUGGGUUCCGUGCUUGUCGAUCUUUGCAAUACCUCCAUGGUUUUACAUGAAAGUGCCACUCAAAACAACCUUCGGCGCCUCAAUACAACGGAUUGUCUCACGGCUUACUCAACCCUUUCAAAUCCGUCCUCAAAUUAUGGCAAUGUUUUGGUAGUAACUAAAAACCAGCCACUAUUCACCAACAAUACCAUUCUCCUCGCAUUCCAUCAUAUAACCUACUCUUCCGUCCUCAGCGGUCAUGGAUGGACUUGUGGCCCCGAAGAUCCUUUACCAGGGCAGAGUACAUGUGAUAUUCCUAAUCUAAUCCUCAAUGCCGAUAUCUGGACACUUGGGCCUUCACAAAUCCCAACCACUUCCAACUCGACAUCGCUGAAGUCUUACGAAAGAUGGGAAAUUGAUUAUUGUCUCGCCGAGACCUUGCCAGAUCAGCCCAUGUAUUAUCUAACCACAUAUAUAGAAGCAGCGUUCUUCUAG
Sclerotinia sclerotiorum 1980 UF-70 is the source of this 1401-nucleotide messenger RNA. RefSeq lists its product with no specific name. The coding region runs from base 1 to 1401 and encodes 466 amino acids. The transcript is spliced from 4 exons. NCBI's taxonomy places the organism in Eukaryota, Fungi, Ascomycota, Leotiomycetes, Helotiales, Sclerotiniaceae. The record is from RefSeq and is a predicted model, not a curated record.